AUGACGGCGUCAGAUGUUUGCCCAGCUCUUGAAGUGCGAUACGGGAUGCUCGGUGGAUGUGGCAGUGAUGGGAUUUUUGAUGCGGCUUCAUUUGGCCAUCUCCUCUGCCUCGUUUCCCAGUCCCCCAAAAUCUUGUCAUGCUGUUGGAUCUCACGACAUAGCACAUCGAUUGUUGAGGCACCUGCUGUUGAGAAUGAAGAGGAGGAAGUCAGCGACUUGCCUGCAUUCCGUGAAUUCACACUAGAGCAACUAAAGAAAGCCACUUCCUGUUUUGCAGUAGAGAAUAUUGUGUCAGAAAAUGGGGAGAAGGCUCCAAAUGUUGUUUGUAAAGGGAAGCUGGAGAAUCAGCAGAGGAUCGCUGUCAAACGCUUUAAAAAAACGGUUUGGCCAAAUGCGAAGCAAUUCUUGGAAGAAGCGAGGUUGGUUGGCCAUCUCUGUAACCAUAGGUUGGCAAACUUGCUUGGUUGUUGCUGUGAAGAUGAUGAGAUGCUGCUGGUGGCUGAAUAUAUGCCCAACAAUACACUUGCAAAACACUCGUUUCACUGGGAAACACAACCUAUGAAUUGGACAAUGCGAUUGAGGGUGGUUUUACUUGUUGCACAAGCUCUAGAAUAUUGUACAAGCAAAGGCUGUUCCGCUUAUCACGACCUAAAUCCUUACAGAGUUUUAUUCGAUGAGGACUGUAAUCCUAGACUUUCAUGCUUUGGCCUGAUGAAAAGUAGUGGGAAUGGAAAUAUUUAUAGUACAAAUUUGGCAUUUACUCCUCCAGAGUUUCUGAAAAUCGGUAUAGUGACGCUAGAAGGUGUAAUAUAUAGCUUUGGCACUCUUUUGCUCGAUGUUCUUAGUGGGAAACAUAUUCCCCCUAGCUAUGCCCUUGAUUUGAUACGGGACAGGAACCUUGAGAUGCUGACAGAUUCUCUCUUGGAAGGAAAAUUUUCCGAUGAUGCCAGGACUGAGUUAGUACGCUUGGCUUCUCGAUGCUUGCAAUAUGAACCCCAAGAAAGGCCAAAUCCAAAGUCAUUAGAUUUUUCUCUUUAUGGGAAAUGUGACAUACCACAUUCGUACCUUUUAGAAAAUGUGACAUACCACAUUCGUGAUCAUGUUCCAUGUACCGAAACAAUCCAUGUCUCAGGAAUAGUAGGGUCACCAACAGUUUUUGCCCGCCGUAGUUUGUCUUAUCUCAUGAGCGACUCACCACAGGAAGCUUUAAAGGAUGCAAUGCAAGCCCAAAUCAUAUCUCCAGCCUGGCACGUACCGUCUUAUCUACAAGCCUCUGCACUUUUCGCCCUUAAAAUGGAAAAUGAAGCACAACUAGCCCUUAAGGAUGGUUCAGCUCUUGAAGCCAGAAGGAGCAAAAGUGUUUGACAGUAACAAAAUGAUGUACAGAUAUGUAAAUCUUCUGCUUUGUCUCACUUCCUUUGUGAAGAUCAUUAUUUGGCACAUAUUGAAAGGUUUCUGCUCUGAUCGGAGCUUUAUUCUAUUCAACAAUCAUAAAGAAAUUAUUGUCCUUCAUUUCUUGUUCACAGUUGUAGUUUGUGUACAGAAACUGUGACCGAUUUUCACGUCCUUGGGAUAGUUACAUUCAUUUGUUUUGGAAGUUAUAAUGAUUUAUUUGGUACUUCGUGUUUGUGUAUUUACAAUUUCAAUGUAAUGCUUUAUUUGAUUUCCCAGAAAUUGUCAAUAACGUGUGAAAUUUACUGGUUUUCUUUUUCUCCAUCUUCUUGGUUUUGAGAUGGUCAAAACCUAGAUUUGCAGUGCCAUUUCUGAAUGUUAGUUAUGUAGAGGAUAC
Camellia sinensis is the source of this 1789-nucleotide messenger RNA. NCBI's taxonomy places the organism in Eukaryota, Viridiplantae, Streptophyta, Magnoliopsida, Ericales, Theaceae. The record is from RefSeq and is a predicted model, not a curated record.